Messenger RNA from Macroventuria anomochaeta, 1236 nucleotides. Its product is annotated as carboxypeptidase-like protein A1 precursor. Gene Ontology annotation, biological process: proteolysis. The record is from RefSeq and is a predicted model, not a curated record. Gene Ontology annotation, molecular function: zinc ion binding; metallocarboxypeptidase activity. Bases 1 to 1236 code for a protein of 411 amino acids. The transcript is spliced from 3 exons. Lineage: Eukaryota; Fungi; Ascomycota; Dothideomycetes; Pleosporales; Didymellaceae.
AUGAAGUAUAUUCUUACCUCCGCGUUGCUCGCCUCCUCUGCCCUUGCUUCGGUCGUCCCAAGAGACAAUAAGAAGGUCGACUACAGUGGCUUCAAGCUUCUUCGCUUGGAGAACACCGAAGGCCUCGAGGCUAAGAUCGAGGAGCUUUCGGCCCACGUCCUUAACCCCGGCAAGUCUGCUCAGCUCGAUGUCGUUGUAUCGCCCGAUAACGUCGAUGCGAUAAGCUCGCUGGCGGAGAGCAAGGUCAUUAACGAUGACGUUGGCGCCAUUCUGGCAGAGGAGGGCGAAAUGGGCGUAUAUGCUGUCCCUAGCGAGAGCUGGUUCACCGCAUACCACCCUUACGCGGAUCACUUGACAUUCCUGCGCGACCUUCAGGCCGGUUACACUGGCAAUUCGGAGAUCGUCACCUCUGGUUCUUCGGUACAGGGACGUGUCAUUACCGGUAUCCACAUCUGGGGUUCUGGUGGUAAAGGAUCGAAGCCCGCAGUGCUCAUCCACGGCACAGUCCACGCUCGCGAGUGGAUCACUACCAUGACCACCGAAUACCUUGCCUGGCAGCUGCUCACCAAGUACGCCUCGGAUGCGAACAUCAAGGCCGUCGUCGACAAGUUCGACUUCUACAUCAUGCCCAUUGUCAACCCUGACGGUUUCGUUUACUCUCAAACAACCGACCGUCUCUGGCGCAAGAACCGCAAGACCAUCAGUGGAAACAGCUGCGUCGGCACUGACAUCAACCGCAACUGGCCAUACAAGUGGGAGCUCACUAACGGUGCCAGCACCAACCCUUGCUCUGAGACAUACAAGGGUCAGGCUGCCGGAGAUACUCCUGAGAACCGCGGUCUCGUUGCCCAAGUUCAAUCGCUGAAGAACUCGCGUGGUAUCCGCUUAUACCUCGACGUCCACUCCUACGGACAGUACAUUCUUUGGCCAUACGGCUACGACUGCAGUGCCCGCCCCGAGAACGAUGCCGCGCACCGCACAUUGGCCACAGACGCCGCAUCUGCCAUCCGCGCUGUCUCGGGUACUGCUUACACUAUUGGCCCCAGCUGCUCGACUCUGUACGCUACCACUGGCUCCUCCACUGACUACACGGAUGUCACUGGCAACGCGACCUACUCUUACACCUACGAGCUCCGUGACAAGGGCACGUACGGUUUCUCUCUUCCGGCCAACCAAAUCCAACCCACUGUCAGGGAGACAUGGGCUGGCGUCCUCAGCAUGUUCAAGGCUGCUUAA